CGUUCCACAUUUUAUGGCACGCUAGCGAGCGUGGUGUGAAUCGCUGCCCGCGCGUGCCGCUGUGACGCCAGGAGCGUGUGUUUUGCUGCUCUCCCCGAGCAGGUAGUAAGACAACUGGCUGCCUGACGUCCCUGCGAAGGAUAGUGGCUUGGAUCUUCUCUUUUCAUCCAUCAGAGCUAUGGCAGUUUAUGGGAUGCGGCAUAAAGUCUUGCAGUGGCCUUUGUCCCAGAUCAGUGGUUAUGCGCAUAAGACUGUUUACCCAGACAAAAUGCAAUCCAACGAAAAAGAGUUUGUCCUUGUCAUUGGUGAUUCGCAUUUGAGAUCCUUUGUGGAUGGUUAUGUUGCAAUGCCAGAGGGCCGGUUCAGCUUUGGUUUCAUGUCUACACCUGGAGGAGAUGCUGAUGCUUUGCGAAGGGAAAUAUGCCAUGCUGAUGACCCUCCUCUCACUCCUGAUGUAGUUUGCCUACUUGCUCCAAGCAACAACUUGACAUCUAGCCCCACCAUUGAGAUGGCUGCAAAAGAUUUUACAUCUCUUUUACAAGCUGCUUUGUAUCGCUGGCCCAAGUUUUUUGUGUUGGAUUUUCCUAUUCGUCACGGAGACAUUCCUCUAGAGUACCAACUUCGUCUUAAAAAAGAAUAUCAUCGAGUGGCUGCUCAGCUCAAUGUGUGCUACUUCUCGACAGAAGCUUUCUUUCCAUUACGUAAUAGCCAACUAUGGUGUCAGGAUGGUGUUCACCUUAGUGAUGACUACGGGAUGGACAUACUGGCAAAUUUGAUAUGGCAGGCAUCAUACUCUGUAUUACACAUGCCUGUCGAUCCUGUUCCAGUCAAACAAAACCAUUAUAAAGUUCCUGUAUCUUUGAAAGACACCUCCAACCUAAAUGACGGCAAUAUCAAAACCAAAUCACCUAUGACUAUGGCAGAAGUAAAAAGGAAAGAGUUGUCAUUAAACAACUUAAGUCUAUGUAAGAAAAGAAAGGAGGACCACACAACAGAUAGUCAAUUGGAUCAAUACACUGAAAUGACAAACAAAGUGUGCAAGAGCUGUCAAAAGAAGUUUAGAAAUUUGCUAAUGCACUUAGAAAAAUCUAAAGCAUGCCAAAGCCAUUACAACAUGGAUUCUUUACGACAACAAGCCAGGGAAAAAAGAAAAUCAAAACAUUCUGAAGCUCAGGCUACUUACAGGCGAAAGCAAUUACAGCAAGAUCCAGUUGCAUACAGAAAAAAACAUGCUAUGGAGCAGGCCGCUACCAGAAAAAAAAAACUAGAAACGGAUCCCAUAGGAACUAGAGCCAAACAUGCUAAGGUGCAGGCAGCUAGUACCAAGAAAAGGAAAGAGCUUUCAUCAGACAACUUAGAUGUACUCAAUAAAGUAAAGGAGGACCAUACAACAGAUAGUCUAUUUGAUCAACAUACUGAAAGUAUGCAUGAUGUGUGCAAGAUCUGUCAAAAGCAGUUUAGAAAUUUGGUAAAACACUUGCAGAAAUCUGAAGUAUGCCAAAUCCAUUACAACAUGGAUUCUUUACAAGAACAAGCCAGGGACUAG
This is a messenger RNA of Lampris incognitus (smalleye Pacific opah), 1546 nucleotides long. RefSeq lists its product as uncharacterized. The transcript has 7 exons. The coding region runs from base 179 to 1546 and encodes 455 amino acids. The record is from RefSeq and is a predicted model, not a curated record. NCBI's taxonomy places the organism in Eukaryota, Metazoa, Chordata, Actinopteri, Lampriformes, Lampridae.